Cyclopterus lumpus (lumpfish) is the source of this 2810-nucleotide messenger RNA. RefSeq names its product recombining binding protein suppressor of hairless-like. Bases 217 to 1701 code for a protein of 494 amino acids. Gene Ontology annotation, biological process: Notch signaling pathway; regulation of transcription by RNA polymerase II. Gene Ontology annotation, molecular function: DNA-binding transcription activator activity, RNA polymerase II-specific; RNA polymerase II cis-regulatory region sequence-specific DNA binding. The transcript has 11 exons. The record is from RefSeq and is a predicted model, not a curated record. Gene Ontology annotation, cellular component: nucleus; MAML1-RBP-Jkappa- ICN1 complex. Lineage: Eukaryota; Metazoa; Chordata; Actinopteri; Perciformes; Cyclopteridae.
UCUCCUCACCCCUUUGCCCCGUCACACCUCCCCCCUCUUUCCUCUCCCCCUGCUCUUCCUACCAGUCUGCUCCUUCUGUUGUGCCGCUGGCUUUGGCGAGGGGGCUUUUGGGGGAGGGAUCUCGCGAUUGUUGGACUCCUCUUUUCUUUUCUUUUUUUCUUCAUUUUUUUUCGGGGGGGUGUGUGGAGGGGUGGGGGGGGGGCAGUUAUUUGGAAGAUGGCGCCCGUUGUUACGGGGAAGUUCGGUGAGCGACCUCAGCGUUUGACAAGGGAGGCUAUGAGGAACUACUUGAAGGACAAAGAUGACCAAACGGUGCUCAUACUGCACGCAAAAGUUGCACAAAAGUCAUACGGCAAUGAAAAGAGGUUCUUCUGCCCUCCGCCGUGCGUGUAUCUGAUGGGCAGUGGCUGGAAGAAAAAGCUGGAGAACAUGGAGAAGGAGGGCUGCACGGAGCAGGAGGCCCAGCCCUGUGCCUUCAUUGGGAUAGGCAACAGCGAGCAGGAGAUGCAGCAACUCCACUUGGAGGGGAAGCACUUCUGCACGGCGAAGACUCUGUACAUCAGCGACUCGGACAAACGGAAGCACUUCAUGUUGUCGGUGAAGAUGUUGUACGGCAACAGCGCCAACAUCGGAUUCUUCCUCAGCAAGAGGAUCAAGGUCAUCUCCAAGCCCUCCAAGAAGAAGCAGUCCCUGAAGAACGCCGAUCUGUGUAUAGCUUCAGGGACUAAGGUGGCGUUGUUUAACCGCCUGCGUUCCCAGACUGUCAGCACCAGGUAUCUUCACGUGGAGGGGGGGAACUUUCUUGCGAGCUCCCAACAGUGGGGAGCCUUCUACAUUCACCUCCUGGACGACGAGGAAUCUGAAGGAGAGGAGUUCGCCGUGAGAGACGGCUACAUUCACUACGGCCAGACGGUCAAACUGGUCUGCUCCGUCACUGGCAUGGCCCUGCCCAGACUGGUCAUUCGCAAAGUGGACAAGCAGACAGCGUCGAUGGACGCCGAUGACCCGGUGUCCCAGCUUCACAAGUGUGCCUUCUACUUGAAAGAUACCGACAGGAUGUACCUGUGUCUCUCGCAGGAGAGGAUCAUCCAGUUCCAGGCCACACAGUGCUCCAAAGAGACUAACAAGGAGAUGGUCAACGACGGGGCUUCCUGGACUAUCAUUAGCACCGACAAGGCCGAGUACACCUUCUAUGAGGGCAUGGGCCCCGUCCCCACGCCGGUCACACCUGUCCCCGUGGUGGAGAGUCUGCAGUUAAACGGCGGCGGAGACGUUGCGAUGCUGGAGCUGACCGGACAAAACUUCACCCCGAAGCUGAGGGUGUGGUUCGGAGACGUUGAGGCCGACACCAUGUACAGAUGCGGAGAGAGCGUCCUGUGCGUGGUGCCGGACAUCUCUGCCUUCAGGGAGGGCUGGCGCUGGGUGAGACAGCCGGUGCAGGUCCCCGUCACGCUGGUCCGCAACGACGGAGUCAUCUACGCCACGGCGCUCACCUUCACCUACACCCCCGAGCCGGGCCCGCGGCCCCACUGCAGCGCCACGGGGGCCAUCCUGCGGACGCGCAGCGCCUCCUCCUCAUCGCCGGCAUCUUCGUCCUCGCCGUCGUCCUCAUUGGGCGGGCUCGGGGACGGCCACGGGGCGUACAGCGGCAGCGACUCAGGCGUUUCGUCGGGGGCGUCGACCAUGUUGGUGCUGUCCUAGAGGCUCGGGCAGGAGACUGCGCGCCACAGACUUGUGAGCCAAAGAGGCUCGUGGACCUGUGAGGGAUCACACGCUGAGUCGGGCGCCCUUCAUCGGAGAGCAGCUGGAGGAGGAGGAGGAGGAGGAGGAGGAGACAGCUUAAAGAGAAUACUUGGGAUAACUGAAUCUUUAGCUCCCUCUCCUGGUUUGUUUUGGACAUGUCAACAGCUGCACUCAAAGGACUCUGACAUUCAAGAUCUUCGCCUGAAAGAAGACUAAUCUGCCGUCUAACUCUCACAACAAACUGAUUUGUACAAGAGACAUGUUUUUUGUUCUUCUAAUGACUGUUUUCACUACUCUCUCUUUCUACUGAGAUUAUGUUCUGACCGAAAAGCUGGUUGAUUCAUCUGCUGUGUGCAAGGGGAAAUGUUGUAAGAGUAACAUAGUUUUUACGGACCAAGGAAUAUCAUAAUUUUUUAUUUUAUUCAUAUUAUAUUUUAUAAGCUUGUGCCGAGGUACAUAUUGACAUUUUUUUUGUCUUUUUUGUCUUUUCUUUUUCGGUAUGAUGCUGCAUAGUAAGUUCACUUUUGUUACCAAAUAGAAUUUGUGUUUUGUCUCAAUUCUUCUAGGUCAGCGGGUUUAACCGAUCGGUCCCGGAAAACGUUCCCCAACUUUUUAUAUCAAAGAUGACAUUGUUUGUGUGUGUGUGUUUGUGUGUGUGUGUGUGUGUGUGUGUGUGUGAGAUAACUUGUAAUACACUCUGUGUAUUAUGGAUUCUGGGAGACAGAGGUUAGCUGAAGGUUGUCUGAUUGGUUCCCACUUUCUUUUGUUACCACAGCAUCUGACACAGCGGUGCUUCUUAUUCCAGAGUGGUGAUGCCUUUUUAGGGGGAAAAAAAUGACAGUACUAAGUUUUUUUUAAUGUAAAAUAACUACUAAGUCACGGAACAAAGAAGGAAUGUCACAGUAUAGAUUUAAUUCCGUGCACAUGGCACAGAUGUUUUUUUGGAGGGCACUUAAAGGGACAGUUCACCCCAGAAUCGACUACAUAUUGUUCCUCCUUUCCCUGCAGUGCUGUCAAUCAAUCUGGGGACAAAAUUCAAUAAAAUACAUUUGAAAAACUCAGAAAUG